AUGCGUGCUUCCACCGUUGUCUUUGCGGUUCUUACCGCCACGGCCAACGCCGUCCAGGUCCCUAACCGCGUCAACGAGGCCCUCGCCGCCGCCAACGCCGCUGUCAAGGACCGUCGUGACCUCGAUUCCUGUACUUCUGUCGCGACAUCUAUCCUUCCCAAGAUCACCGACGGCGUCCCCACGCCUCCUGCCGACGUGGCCGCCUAUCUCGCCCUUUCAGCAACCAUCACCGAUCCAUGCUCUGACCCAACAAUCACCGGCUCCAUCGGCUCCGCCUACUCGACGUAUGCGUCAGAGUACACCUCCUGGCGCAACAAGCACAUCUCCGACUUCCGCGCGGUGUGGCAAGCUUGCAGCGACGUGCCGGGCGUUGUCGAUGUUCUGCCUACGGGGACGGACCAGUGCAGUUCUCUCGUCGCGCAGAUCACGAGUGCCGGGCCAGUGAAUGGGGGCGGCUCUGGAAACGGCGUCGGGUCUCCAAACGCUGCGAGACCCAGGGAGACCGGAGCUGUUAUGGCAGCAGCCGCCGUCGCUGGUUUUGUUGUCGCCGCUAUUCAGUAA
This is a messenger RNA of Colletotrichum spaethianum, 561 nucleotides long. RefSeq lists its product as uncharacterized. The coding region runs from base 1 to 561 and encodes 186 amino acids. The record is from RefSeq and is a predicted model, not a curated record. Lineage: Eukaryota; Fungi; Ascomycota; Sordariomycetes; Glomerellales; Glomerellaceae. The transcript has a single exon.